This is a messenger RNA of Paramecium tetraurelia, 657 nucleotides long. RefSeq lists its product as uncharacterized. The transcript has 5 exons. Gene Ontology annotation, biological process: mRNA splicing, via spliceosome. The record is from RefSeq and is a predicted model, not a curated record. Lineage: Eukaryota; Ciliophora; Oligohymenophorea; Peniculida; Parameciidae. Gene Ontology annotation, molecular function: protein binding; U2 snRNA binding.
AUGAAAAUUAACUCUGAAUUAAUACAGGGAUCACAUCAUUUUAUUAAUCCAUUAAAUGAAAGACAGCUUGAUCUACGAGCAAAGAAAAUUACAGCCAUAGAAAAUUUAGGAGCUACAUUGGAUUUUUUUGAUCACAUUGAUUUAGGGGAUAAUGAUAUCAAAAAGCUAGGAAAUCUUACCCUUUUAAAAAGGUAUACUACUUUAAACUUAUCGAACAAUAGAAUUACUAAAUUGACGGAUGUAUCUGAUUCACUGCCCAAUAUUGAAAAUUUAAUCUUAAUGAAUAAUAGAUUAACUGAUAUCAACGAAUUGUAUCAAUUGAAGCAUUGCAAAAAACUCAAAAGAUUGAUCUUACAUGGAAAUCUUAUCACUUAAUAACCUGAUUAUAGAUAUAAAGUAAUUGCAAUUUUACCUAAUUUAAAAAUUCUUGAUUUCAAUAAAGUUACUCAAUCAGAAAGACAAAAAGCUGAGGAAUCCUUCAAACCUGAUGAGUUGACUGAUUAUAUGAAUUUGAUUAAUUUGAAAGAUGCUACUCUAGAUAAAGAACACAUCAAAAAGUUGUUAGAGAAUGCUAAGACAUUUGAUUAAAUUAACUAAUUAGAAAUGUUGCUUAAAUAAUAAUAGGUUAAACAUUUGUCUAUUCUUAAUGAGUAAUGA